AUGGAUGAUUUUGAAGUGCUCGCAAUUGCAUGUAUAUCGCAAAUCAAUCCGCUCUGGCUGAUUCCUUCCAUUGUCAUCAUGGGCCUUACGUUGGUUUGCUAUUGUUAUCACUGCCAUCAGUGCAUCCGCGAUCGCCGAAGAGCUCGCAUCGAGGACCAGAAGGCCCUGUUGCCACUGCCCCUCAGUCGGCUGUCGAUCAUUCCCGGAUACAACGAAGUGGCCAGCACGAAACUGACGCACAGCCGGAACAGCGUGGACAUCUAUUAG
This is a messenger RNA of Drosophila teissieri, 267 nucleotides long. Its product is annotated as hemotin. Lineage: Eukaryota; Metazoa; Arthropoda; Insecta; Diptera; Drosophilidae. The coding region runs from base 1 to 267 and encodes 88 amino acids. The transcript has a single exon. The record is from RefSeq and is a predicted model, not a curated record.